Molecule: messenger RNA, 4754 nt
Organism: Thamnophis elegans (Western terrestrial garter snake)
Lineage: Eukaryota; Metazoa; Chordata; Lepidosauria; Squamata; Natricidae
Gene: KL
Product: klotho
Exons: 5
Coding region: 102-3149 (1015 amino acids)
Biological process (GO): carbohydrate metabolic process
Molecular function (GO): hydrolase activity, hydrolyzing O-glycosyl compounds
Source: RefSeq, a predicted model, not a curated record
ACUGGGUUGACGUGGGGGGGGGGGCAGCGGGAGAGAAGGCAGCCGGCAGGCACCGUCUCUUCUCACCCGCAUCUGUUCCUGGACGUCUCCCCGCCAGCGGAAUGAUUCCCGCCGCGACGUCGGGGCUGCCGUUCCUCGUCCUGGGAAUGUUCCUUUGCCGCCCGCUCGCUGGAAAGCCAGGUCAGGGCGAGGCCACUUGGUCUCGCUUCGCCCGCCUGCCUUUCCCGGACGACGCGCUCUUUCUCUACGACACGUUCCCUCGGGGCUUCCUUUGGGGGGCCGGGAGCGCGGCGUAUCAGGUGGAAGGCGCCUGGAACCGGGACGGCAAAGGGCCUUCGGUGCUGGACGCCUUCACGCACCGCUCAGCCGCGGCGCUUUUUAGAAACCCGGCCGAGCUGCCCUCCUGGGACUCGGCCAGCGGCAGCUACGAUCACGUCGAGCGCGACCUGGACGGCCUGAGCGCCUUGGCGGUCUCCCACUACCGCUUCUCGCUCUCCUGGGCGCGCCUCCUACCGAACGGCACGGCGCCCGCCAACCUCGCCGGCUUGCGCUACUAUGCGCGCCUGCUCUCCGGCCUGCGGCAGCGUGGCAUCGAACCUGUAGUCACCCUCUAUCAUUGGGACCUGCCCCGGACCCUGCAGGACCUCUAUGGUGGCUGGGAGAACCCGAUUGUCGUCGAGCUUUUCUUGGAUUACGCCCAGUUCUGUUUCCAGCACUUUGGCCGCCAAGUGCGCUUCUGGCUCACCAUAGACAACCCUUACCUCGUGGCAUGGCACGGCUACGCCACGGGCAGGCUGGCCCCGGGGGUGCGAGGCGGGCGGAAGAUGGGCUACAAAGUGGCGCACAACCUCCUGAAGGCCCAUGCCAAAGUGUGGCAUCUUUAUAAUGACAAUUUUCGUCCUACUCAAAAAGGUCAAGUAUCAAUUGCUUUAAGUUCUCACUGGAUAAAACCUCAAAACAUGACCAAAAAGAAUAUAAAGAAUUGUCAGAAAUCUCUUGACUUUGUGCUGGGCUGGUUUGCUAAGCCUAUAUUUACUGAUGGAGACUACCCUCAGAGCAUGAAACAUUACCUUUCCUUGACAUUACCAGAAUUCACUGAUGCAGAAAAGAACUUAAUCAGAGGAACAGCGGAUUUCUUUGCUCUUUCUUUUGGAGCCACAUUAAGUUUUAGUCGUGUGGAUCCAGACAUGCUAUUCCAGCAGCAGCAAACACUGAACCUGAGGCAGCUACUUUACUGGAUAAGCAGGGAAUAUAAUCCAUCACAGAUAUUCAUUGUAGAAAACGGUUGGUAUGUUUCUGGAACUACAACGACAGAUGACGCCAAUUAUAUGUAUUACCUUAAAAAUUUCAUACUGGACACAUUAAAAGCUAUCAGAUACGAUGGAGUUGCUGUGAUGGGGUAUACAGUUUGGUCCCUCAUGGAUGGCUUUGAAUGGUUCAGAGGCUACGUUCGACGGGGCUUAUUUUAUGUUGACUUUCAAAGCCAGGAUAAAAAAAUGAUAAUGAAAUCUUCAGGUUUGUUUUACCAAAAGCUGAUUCAAGACAAUGGUUUCCUCCCAACACCAGAAACCCAACCUUUUAAAGGAACAUUCCCCUGUAAUUUUGCAUGGGGGGUCACAGAAAACUUUCUUCAGAUAGAUGCAAAACGAUCUCAGUUUACUAACCCUAAUAUUUAUAUAUGGGGACUUCACCAAACUAAGAAUCUCCUCAAAAUUGAUGGAAGUGGUGUUCUGAAACUCAAGCCUCACUGUGUUGAUUUUUCUCAUGUCAGACCCCAGAUUUCUUUACUUCAAAAAAUGCACAUCACACACUUUCAUUUUUCACUAGCGUGGUCUUUGAUCCUUCCUCUUGGCAAUGAGACAAAUGUAAACCAAACACUUCUAUUUUAUUAUCAGUGUAUUUUCAAUGAACUGAUAAAAGUUAAUAUUACUCCCGUAGUCGCUUUGUGGCAACCUGAAGCCACGAAUCAAGGGCUUCCUUUUUCACUGGCCAACAAUGGAGGAUGGGAGAGUCAACAUACUGUGGAAGCUUUUGUUGAGUAUGCUCAGUUCUGUUUUAAAAACUUUGGACAUCAGGUCAAAUUUUGGAUCACCAUGAAUGAACCCAAUGUAGAGAACCUGACAUACAAAGCUGCACAUAAUCUCUUGAAAGCUCAUGCCAAAGCAUGGCACUUGUAUGAUAAAAAAUUCAGAAAGAUUCAAAACGGUAAAAUAUCAAUUUCCUUACAUGCUGACUGGGUUGAGCCUGCCAGUCCCUUUUCAAAAAAGGGUAAGGAAGCAGCGAGGCGAGCUUUGGAAUUUGACAUUGGCUGGCUGGCAGAGCCAAUUUUUGGGUCUGGUAAUUAUCCAGAAGUGAUGCGACAGUUGCUUCGCCAAAAAAAUGAUCUAGGUUUUCACAGUUCUCAAUUACCUUAUUUCUCAGCAGAGGAAAGAAACCUAAUACAUGGCUCCUUUGAUUUUUUUGCUCUGAGUCACUAUACCACAACUCUUGUCGGUUCCGAAAAGGACAUUCCCAAAAAGUAUGAUCCCCUUCUUGAUAUCCAAACGGUAAAAGAUUUAACUUGGCUGGAAUCACCCAGCCAAACUCCAGUGGUGCCUUGGGGACUACGGAAGCUUCUCAAUUGGGUUAAACAUAAAUAUGGCAAUAUCCCUAUUUAUAUCUUAGCCAGUGGAAUCGAUGAUGACCUGGAUCAGGAUUAUGACAAGUUAAGGAUACAUUACCUGGAGAAUUAUAUUAACGAAGCCUUAAAAGCCUACACCUUGGAUGAUGUUAAUCUCCGUGGCUAUUUUGUCUAUUCUUUCAGUGACAGAAGGAAUUCCAGAUCAUAUGGCCUCUAUCGUUACAGGAUGAACAAGUAUGAGGCAAAACCUUCACUGAUGUACUAUAGGCAGAUAAUUGACAAUAACAUCUCUCCUGGCUCAGAAAGCCAAAACCAGCUCUGCCCCAAAGAGCUUCUUCGUUGCCUAGAAUGUGAAUCUUUGCAACGCAGAAGAUUUUUAUUGGUGUUUAUAUCAUUCAUACUCUUUGCUUUCAUUGUUAUUAUAUUUCUGAUGGCUUACUACUCUAAGAAGACUGAGAGACGAUCCAAAUACCCAUAUCCAGUUCUUUGCCGCCUGUCACCUGUGUUACUUGGAAAAAUUUGGAAAUAAUUAUGCAGUAGGCUAUGAUUACUGUUGCAGUGUGUAGGCCAUCUAAUGUUGUGGUUUUCUAAACCCACAGGUGAAUCAUGUCCAUGGAAUUUGUAUGGGAUUGGUGUUGGCAUUUUGACCGUUAGUUCCUUAAUAUUAAUUCCAUCUCUCUUCUCCAAUAGUUGCUUUGAUUCAUCAAGGGAGGAGGAGAACAUUUCCCUCCCUUGCAUAAUUAGAAAGAUCCUCAUGUCAUUCUUCACCUGCACCAUGCCGAUGCAGGUGAACAAUUUGAGCAGAUUGUCUCUUGGUGAAGACGGGAUUUGAAAUGAAUAACUUGUAGAAAUGCUGAGAGGAGGACUGCUUGUUCAGUAUGCUGUCCGUGAUGCCUUCUUUCAGUACGCUCCCUUCUUCUCCUCUCUUUCUAUUUCCGGUUUUAUACUCCAAAACUUGAUUCACCUUCUUUGUGCAUGAACAUGCCUAGUUUUUUAAUGAGCUAAUUUUAGUUCCUGUUCUAGGAACUAGGAUUUUAUUUCCAUGAUUGUUGUAGCUCUCCUAUUGUUUCCUGAUUAUGUACCUAUUUAGUCACUAUGAGAGCCUUUUUUUUGCUGGAGAUUUAAAAUUAGACUGAUGAAGCUAUUAAUAAUAAACCCCUGGCUAUUGAGUUCUCAGGAUAAAAUUAACACCUUAUAAAGUCUUAGACUGUAAGAGCUCAGGGAUAGUGCCUCUGAUUUUUAGGCAGAAGGCAGCAUAUUCAGUCCAUGUAUAUAGUGUUUGGUCCAAAAGGCUCAAUUAUCAGUAGGUACAAAUAAUACUGCACUAGAUGGAUAAAUGUUAAGUCAAUAACUGUGUUCUUGCUGAUUCUUAAAAUGAACACUCAACCUAAAAAAAUCUAGCACAUAAGAAUUCUCAAAACAAGAAAACCAUCAUCUUAAAACUACAUUUUCAUCCUCUAUGAAAAUGUGAAGGUGCUGAACUAAAUUUUCCUAUAAAAAGAAAAUUAUAUAGUCAAAUACAAAUGUCUGAAGUAUCGGAUUUCUGUAGUGUUUUCAGUUAAUUUAUUUGUGUAAAAAGGGGCAGCCAGGGUAAUUCUGCAGCUUGUCUUCUUUUUAUUUGUUGAUGUUGCAGACGCUAGUGAAAGAAUCUGUUUUAUUGGAUCUUACGUAGGAAAUCUGUAUAUAGGGCCCGAGUAAAUAAGACAACUGUUAAGCUGUGAAAGCAAUAUUAGUUAGACAGUAACUGCAAGAUUGGAUAUUUUCAGGUAAGUGGAAGUCCUGCUCUGAUCAUGCCCUUGAAUUGAGCCUUGAAAGGAAGAAAGUGGAACUAACAACUAACAGGUUUAAAUCACUUCUAGCUUUUAUGUUUAUUUUUUCCUAUUAGCAUUUGGUGCAAUCUUUACUCUCAUUUGCACUCACUCUGUGGAGACAGACAGACAGAUAUAGGUAAAUACGUGAUAGAUAAAGAUGAUAGACAGCAUGUGCUCAUCCAACCUUUGCCCAAUUAACCCCUGCUAAUUUACUGUUGGCUUUCAAAAUUCUCAACUUGGUUGGUGAAAUCGCUGUACUCUAAUUAUAGACUGCACUAAUAAACAAUUUUACAAUAAUUUAAAUCCCAGAGAACAUUGGCCAA